Molecule: messenger RNA, 754 nt
Organism: Alnus glutinosa
Lineage: Eukaryota; Viridiplantae; Streptophyta; Magnoliopsida; Fagales; Betulaceae
Product: pyridoxine/pyridoxamine 5'-phosphate oxidase 2
Exons: 7
Coding region: 64-657 (197 amino acids)
Biological process (GO): pyridoxine biosynthetic process
Molecular function (GO): FMN binding; pyridoxamine phosphate oxidase activity
Source: RefSeq, a predicted model, not a curated record
UACGGUUACGUAAAAACAGACAGAAAAACUACGAAACGAGGAUUGCGAACAGGAAUAGAAGCGAUGGGAACAGUAACGGGGCCAUGGAAGCAGCUUCUUAUCAACGCUCUGGAGUCUAACGUUCACCUGAAGCACUCUUCCUUCUUUCAACUUGCAACAAUUGGAUCAAAUGGGAGACCUUCGAAUCGCACUCUGGUUUUCAGAGGAUUUCAAGAGAACAGCGACAGGAUCCAAAUCAACACUGAUUGCCGAACUCACAAGAUUGAAGAGCUUAAGCAUUGCCCAUUUGCUGAGAUGUGUUGGUAUUUCACUGACUCUUGGGAGCAAUUCCGGAUCAAUGGCAAAAUUGAUAUCAUUGAUGCAUCGGAUCCUGAUCCCAAUAAACUUCAGCAAAGAGAGAAAUCUUGGUUUGCUAGUUCUCCGAAAUCAAGACUGCAGUAUUUAGGGCCUAAUCCAGGUCUUCCCUGUCUAAGCGAACAGCCAGACCAGGAAUUCUUAGAUCCUUCUACAGGUCCAGUUGGUGCAUUUUGUGUGCUGAUUUUAGAUCCAGAUCAGGUUGAUUACUUGAAUUUGAAGAGCAACCAGAGGGUAAAAUUUACAUCUGGACUGAGUGUUAAUGGAGAGAAGUGCUGGACUUCAGAGAGGGUCAAUCCAUAAUCUCUGCUUUGUGAUUGAUUUUUGGAUUCCAAUGUCAAACAAGUUGCCGAUUUAGAAACAUUUAUCAAAUUGAUUAUAAAGAGAUCCCUUUCAUGUA